CGUUUAUCGAAAUUUAACCUCAUAUAAAAUUAAUAUAUAGGAAUUAAUGUCCAAUUACUAUGAUAUUGAUGAUAUUCUCAGUGAAAAUACAAAAAUACCGUCUAUUUUUCAAUAUACAGUUCCAGGAUUAGGAUAUAUAGAGGGGGGCCAUGAGCCAGAUAUAAAAGAGGGUACUAAUAUGGAUCUUCCUUUUUGGCUUGCAGAAAUGUUAGCUAUUAACAAUUUUAUUGAUAUUGAAUUACCAAGUGCAUUUUCGCCUAAGGUUAGAAAUGCGCUUAAGGCAUGUCCUCAAAAUGUAGAUUUGAGAAUGUUUUCUACACAUUAUUAUUUAUUUGGAGAAAAAAUAUUAAAUCUACUUUCUGAUAAUGAACUUGUUAAUAUUUUGAUUGAGACUUUUAAAUCGCGUAUAUGUUUUAUUGCAGAUCAUGCCCAUAAUCCUCAUGGAAUGCUUGAAGAAGGGACGGAAUUUCUGCGUAACUUGGAGGAUACCGAAAAAAUAUUCUUUCGUAUUAGUCAUGAUAGUGCUAAAGAUAUGAGAAAUUGGUUAGAAAAAUCAAAAAUUCACUAAUAAAAUACGAAAAAAAUGUAUAUUGUUCCAUCAAAAAAACAAAU
Messenger RNA from Pneumocystis carinii B80, 612 nucleotides. RefSeq lists its product as hypothetical. The transcript has 7 exons. Bases 47 to 568 code for a protein of 173 amino acids. NCBI's taxonomy places the organism in Eukaryota, Fungi, Ascomycota, Pneumocystomycetes, Pneumocystales, Pneumocystaceae. Gene Ontology annotation, biological process: mitotic DNA replication initiation. Gene Ontology annotation, cellular component: GINS complex. The record is from RefSeq and is a predicted model, not a curated record.